Molecule: messenger RNA, 1493 nt
Organism: Gaeumannomyces tritici R3-111a-1
Lineage: Eukaryota; Fungi; Ascomycota; Sordariomycetes; Magnaporthales; Magnaporthaceae
Exons: 3
Coding region: 100-1149 (349 amino acids)
Molecular function (GO): nucleic acid binding
Source: RefSeq, a predicted model, not a curated record
GGAAAAAGGCAGAAACCGCAGCGAGGGUCAACACCGCCCGUCGUCAAACCUCGGCCAGUCGCGAUCUCAUUACGCCCUCGCCCGUCCGCCGAAGUAAAGAUGGGUCUUGCAGGCCCAAAAAACAAGCGCAAGCUGGGCAACGACCCGAACAACACGAAAUGGAGCCGUAACACGGAUUCGUUCGGCCAUCGCAUGCUGCGGUCCCAGGGAUGGCAGCCGGGGCAGUUCCUCGGCCCGCAGGACUCGGCGCACGCGGCUUUCCAUACCGCUGCGAGCGCAUCGCACAUCCGCGUCGCGCUCAAGGAUGACAACCUCGGCCUCGGUGCCAAGAUCAACCGCGGGGACGAGUGUACGGGUCUCAACGCCUUUAAGGAGAUGUUGGCGCGCCUGAACGGCAAGUCCGAGGCCGCCAUCGAGCAAGACAAGAAGGCCAAAGAGGAUCACAUGCGGAGUGUCUACAUCGAGCGCAAAUUCGGAACCGUCCGGUUCGUUCGAGGGGGGUUCCUUGUCGGAGACAAGAUGGAGGAGUCAACAGAAAUUGCCAAUAAGGAUGGCGCUAGCAAGAAGAGCGAGGACUUAGCUGCAGCCAGCAGCGCCGAGGGCGUGGUCGAGGCGAAAGUCAAGAAGGAGAAGAAGUCCAAAAAGCGAAAGGCAGAUGACGCAGAAGUUGACGCCCGGUCAAAAGAGGAGCGGCGAAGUGAUAGAAAGAAGCGCCGGAAGGAGGCCUCGGAGACAGGCGGAGACGACAACAGAACCCCUGAGACCGAGAACGAUGCUUCUAGCACCGAGUCAAAGUCCAGGAGUAAAAAGGAGAAGAAGGAAAAGAAAGAGAAACGGAAGCUUAAGGAGGAGGGAGCCGCGGCCGCCGAAAAGGACUCUGCGGACGACAAAAGCGACAAGCGGAAGGACAAAACGAAGGAGAAGAAGGAAAAGAGAGAUAGGGAAGCGAAUGUUGACGAGGAACCCUCUCGCGAGUCCACGGCAGCUCCGCCCACCGGUGCAUCAACGCCAACCGGCAGCGGCACCUCGACGCCGGUGUCCCAGGUGUCUGCCCGAUUCUUGUCCAGGAGGCGAUUCAUUGCUCAAAAGAGGAUGGCGCUCAACGAUCCGCAAGCCCUUAAUCAGAUCUUCAUGAUAAAAUCCUCAUGAGUGACACGCCUCGGUCCAAGCGAGGAGAUCCGCGAUCGGCUACCAUGUACAUUCAUAGAUACCCGGGGGUUUGCCCCUUUAUCAAGCCGGCGCCAGUUUUACAGGGCACGCACAAUAUUGUCUUCCAAACUCCAUUUGUGAUCAUAAGUGCUUGUUCAUAUCCCGAAAUGCCAACCUGUGGCCAAGGAAGCAAUUACAGCGGGCUCCCCCAUCCUUGGUCCUGUUCCCUGCAUGGGGAUGAGUAUUGAAACCUUCAAAUAGAGCCUCAUUGUCAUUUUAAUUCUGCAUUCGCCUCUUCAACUCCCUUCCUGCACCCCUCUCCUAUCCCCCCAACAGCAACGUCC